GUCUCCGGGUAAUCUCGGCGCGCGGCCGUGCCCCUGGGCCGCCCGGGAGAGCUUCCGAAAGCAGAAAUCCAGGCAAAAGUUGAAGCGCUGCGGAGCCCUGGCGUUUUCUUUCCCUGGCUGGCUGUGUGAGUGAGAAACUCGCUGUAGGGGUUCCUUGCCGCUUGCAUCACUGAUGGUAAUUACACCUACUGUAAUUAAACACGCUCAGAAUAUCCGGAGGACGAAACUUCGAAAUCAGGCAAACGGCCAGUGCUGGUUCUUCAGAAUGAAGCGCUUUACCCACAGCGGCGCCCCUACACGAGUGAGGACGAAGCCUGGAAGUCCUUCCUGGAGAACCCCCUCACCGCGGCGACCAAGGCCAUGAUGAGCAUCAACGGGGACGAGGACAGCGCGGCCGCGCUGGGCCUGCUCUACGACUACUACAAGGUUCCCAGAGAGAGGAGGUCAUCGGUGGCAAAGGUCGAGGUUGAGCACCCGGAGGCGGACCACAGCAAAAGAAACAGCAUGCCCCAUGUGGCCGAGCAGCCCCUCCUUGCCACCGGAGAGAACAGAGUGCAAGUGCUGAAAAACGUGCCGUUCAACAUCGUCCUCCCCCACGGCAACCAGCUGGGCAUCGACAAGAGAGGCCACCUAACAGUCCCUGAUACGACAGUCACCGUCUCCAUAGCAGCGAUGCCUACCCACUCCAUCAAAACAGAAGCGCAGUCCCACGGCUUCGCCGUGGGGAUCCCUCCGGCCGUGUACCAGCCGGAGCCCACCGAGCGCGUGCUGGUGUUCGAUCGGAACCUCGGUGCCGACCACUUCGGCGCUGGUGCUCAGGCCCCGAACGCUCAGCGGCGAACUCCGGACUCCACCUUCUCGGAGACCUUCAAGGACGGCGUGCAGGAGGUUUUCUUCCCCUCGGACCUCAAUCUGCGGAUGCCCGGCAUGAACUCAGAGGACUAUGUUUUUGACAGUGUUUCUGGGAACAACUUCGAGUACACGCUGGAAGCCUCCAAGUCACUGCGGCAGAAGCCGGGAGACAGCACCAUGACGUACCUGAACAAAGGCCAGUUCUACCCGGUCACCCUGAAGGAAGUGAGCAGCAGCGAGGGCGUCCACCACCCCAUCAGCAAAGUGCGGAGCGUGAUCAUGGUGGUGUUCGCGGAAGACAAGAGCAGGGAGGACCAGCUGAGGCACUGGAAGUACUGGCACUCCCGGCAGCACACGGCCAAGCAGAGAUGCAUUGACAUCGCCGACUAUAAGGAGAGCUUCAACACCAUCAGCAACAUCGAGGAGAUUGCUUACAAUGCCAUCUCUUUCACUUGGGACAUUAACGAUGAAGCCAAGGUGUUCAUCUCCGUGAACUGCCUGAGCACAGACUUCUCCUCGCAGAAGGGCGUGAAGGGGCUGCCCCUCAACAUCCAGAUCGACACCUACAGCUACAGCAACCGCAGCAACAAGCCCGCGCACCGCGCCUACUGCCAGAUCAAGGUCUUCUGCGACAAGGGAGCCGAACGGAAAAUCAGGGAUGAAGAACGCAAGCAGAGCAAGAGAAAAGGCAAGUGCACUGACCCCAGCUCCCAGUUGACCGCCUUCGCUGACGCCAAAGUGCCGCUGCUGCCCUCUCACAAGCGGGUGGACAUCACACUCUUCAAGCCCUCCAUGGACCUCGACACCCAGCCCGUGCUCUUCAUCCCCGACGUGCACUUCGCCAACCUCCAGCGGGGCCCGCACGUCCUUCCCAUUGCCCCAGAAGAUCUGGAGGGUGAAGGGUCGACCUUGAAAAGGGGACCCUUCGUAUCCGAAGAUGACUUUGUGAUCCCCGCCCCUGCCAAGCUGGCCCGGAUGGAAGAACCGAAGAGAGUGCUGCUCUACGUGCGCAAGGAGUCGGAGGAGGUCUUCGAUGCCCUGAUGCUCAGGAGCCCGUCCCUGAAGGGCCUGGUGGAGGCGAUCUCCGACAAAUACGGCAUUCCCCACGACAAGAUCGGGAAGAUAUUCAAGAAGUGUAAGAAAGGGAUCCUGGUCAACAUGGACGACAACAUCGUGAAGCACUACUCCAACGAGGACACCUUCCAGCUGCAGAUGGAGGAGGUGGGGGGCUCCUACAGGCUCACCCUCACGGAGAUCUGAGGCCGGCCCGGCCCCCGGGUGCCCACGAGUUCAGCAAAGGUGUCACAUAGGUCCCGUUGUCAGCGAAGCCGUCCGGUCCCCGGUUAGCCGCCUUCCAAACACGCGGGCACCGGUGGGAGGGCCCCCUCUCCCACUGGGAGCCACGCCGGGUGCAGAGACGGCGGUUUGCCGAUGACGCACCCCCACGGACUGUUACUACAUUUUUCUGAUACAGAUACUUAGGGUUAAAGUGAAAACCUCAUUCCGACACUUAACAGACUCUCUGGGAACCUGUAGGAUGCCUGCUGUUAUUUAUAAGAGUAUUUUUAUCACAGGUUACAUGCAAUAUUAUCUUGGACUGGGUUCAGGUGACUAGUGCAGUGGUCAGGCUGAGAACACGGGGCGCGCCCACGUGCCUCGGCAAGGGCGGUGGGCGUGGCUUUCAGGGGCUUCGCGCGCUGGCCUGAGCUCAGCCUGACCGCCUGCCUCCGGCUAGCGGGAGCGGCGUCCCAGGAACACAGGGUCCACCCUUCCUCCCUUAGCCUCCGUCACCCCCCAGGUGUUUACUCAAAGACAGCGUGUCACUGAGUCUUCUCUCGCUGCUGUCUUAACUCAGCGACUACCUUCUGAAGAACUCCAGUGGGCGCCCGCAUGAGUCAGUGACGCGGGCGCUCCAGGGUCCACGAGUGCAAUACAUUCUCGAAGGCCGGUGUCUGUAAAUGUGUACAUACACACCCGAUAAAUAGCUAAUAUAUAAACACAGCGUCCGUGCCCACGCGGUGGGAACCGCCUUGGGGACGUUGCCCGGGUGAAAGGUCGUUUUUGGCAGCGGGCCCCGAGGCAGACCGGAACCCAAAACCCGCCAGAUCUCCCCUCUGCGGCUGCCCAGACGCGGCUGCCCUUCCGCAGCCCGACCGGGCCUUCCUUCCCCGGCGACAGGUUCUGUUUGCCUCUGACAGUGUCGGUUCUGGGUCUCUGCACUGUGCAACAAAUGAAGUAAAGGGAAGCGCUGCUGCGACUCCCGUGCACCGUGUGUGCCAUGCGCGUGGUCACACGGGUCCGUGGGCGAGUCGCGCCCGACGCAGCGAGCGGACGGCCGCCGCACAGCAGGGGCGGGGCCUGCCCGCCUUGCUUCGGAGCCCCCGCCCCUUAGCCAUCGGGUGCGCGGCACCUGCAGGACACACGCGUGGGUUCCUGAGCCUGGGCCACCGUGGCAGGGAGCCUUCCGUGCACACGCUCCCACACGGGAACUGCUGGAAAGCGCCGUCUUCUGACAUGAAUCACGGGUAUCUUCAGGUUCAGGGAGCUCGUUCACGAGGGCAGGGUGGGUAGCUCUACAUUCUCAUGUUAACGCAUCCUGUGAAGUGUGUGAACUGAAUCGCUGGGUUUCUAAGGUAAGAGAUGGGACACGGGUCGUAUAACAACAUUUUCUAUUUUGUUUUAUGAAGUUGAUUUUGUUAUUGUUUUUCAUGGCACCCUUGAAGAUGUAUUCUAAGCCAAAGGGAUUAAAUUUUAUAUGUCUAUUUCA
Messenger RNA from Phyllostomus discolor (pale spear-nosed bat), 3619 nucleotides. RefSeq names its product grainyhead like transcription factor 1 (gene GRHL1). The coding region runs from base 361 to 2112 and encodes 583 amino acids. The transcript has 16 exons. Gene Ontology annotation, biological process: regulation of transcription by RNA polymerase II. The record is from RefSeq and is a predicted model, not a curated record. NCBI's taxonomy places the organism in Eukaryota, Metazoa, Chordata, Mammalia, Chiroptera, Phyllostomidae. Gene Ontology annotation, cellular component: nucleus. Gene Ontology annotation, molecular function: RNA polymerase II cis-regulatory region sequence-specific DNA binding; DNA-binding transcription activator activity, RNA polymerase II-specific.